AAAUGACAUUGACAUGUGAUUUGUGUGUGUGAGCGAAGGAGCGAAGGUUAUCAAGUGUUUUUUGUUGUUACAGUUUCCCUAUUUCUCCUAACAUAUUAAAGUUAGGUAUUUGCCGGAUUAAACCUUAUAAAACAGAAACAGCUGUACGAAGUUGGUUAGUAUGAGUGGUGAACCUCAAGCGAAACGGACCAAAAUGAGCGCUCUCGAUCACUUAAAGCAAUAUUCGGUCGUGGUGGCCGACACUGGGGACUUUGAAGCUAUGAAAGCAUACAAGCCCACUGAUGCUACUACCAAUCCUAGUCUGAUAUUAUCUGCUGCUGGUAUGGAACAAUAUCAGCAUUUGCUUGAUAAGGCCAUCAAGUAUGGAAAGGACACUGGAAGUACUGUAGAGGAGCAGGUUGCUGAAACUUUAGACAUGCUCAGUGUGUUAUUUGGUUGUGAAAUACUCAAGAUUAUUCCCGGAAGAGUAUCAGUUGAAGUUGACGCAAGAAUCUCUUUCAAUAAAGAUGCCAGUAUUGCUAAAGCUAUUAAAUUAAUUAAUAUGUUUGCUGAGUAUGGAGUGAAAAAGGAAAGGAUUCUCAUUAAACUAGCUUCAACCUGGGAAGGUAUCCAAGCAGCAAAGGAACUUGAGAAAAAGCAUGGGAUUCACUGCAACUUGACAUUGCUGUUUUCAUUGUACCAAGCAAUUGCCUGUGCAGAGGCUAAUGUAACCCUCAUUUCACCAUUUGUUGGACGCAUCUUGGAUUGGUAUGUUGAACAUACAAAAAAAACUUAUGAAGCGAAAGAAGAUCCAGGUGUGCUGUCCGUUACACGUAUUUAUAAUUAUUACAAGAAGUUCGGAUACAAGACGCAAGUGAUGGGCGCGUCGUUCCGAAACACUGGCGAAAUCCAGGAGCUUGCGGGCAGCGACUUACUUACGAUCAGUCCUAAGCUUCUGCAGGAGCUUGCCAGUAGUGAUCAACCAUUGAAGAGGGUGUUAGACCCUAAAGUGGCUGCUGAGAGCGACAUUGAAAAAAUCUCGCUUACUGAGGCCGAUUUCCGCUGGCACCUGAAUGAAGACCAGAUGGCUACUGAUAAACUCUCCGACGGUAUCAGAAAGUUCGCUGCUGACACCAGAAAAUUGGAAUCCCUUAUUAAAAGUCUUCUUGCUAAGAAGUAAUACCUAACCUACUUUAUAAAGUAGAUGAAAGGCACAAAACUAGAAUUAAGUAAAAGCAAAAUUAUAUUCUGCUGGAGAGCAGUUUUUUUAUAAAAAUUUACACUUUUAUGUCAUUUAAUGACACUUUUACUAUUAGUGAUUGCCUACGCUACAGUACAACGAAAGGAAAUUGACGCAAUUUUAAAAGUAAGCGCGUUUUCCUGUCUGGGACCAUUAAAAUGCAUUUCUUGUGUUUUUACAUAUUUUGAGUUUUUUUAU
Messenger RNA from Ostrinia furnacalis (Asian corn borer), 1417 nucleotides. It is a transcript of the gene Taldo, whose product is annotated as transaldolase. Bases 161 to 1159 code for a protein of 332 amino acids. Gene Ontology annotation, biological process: pentose-phosphate shunt; carbohydrate metabolic process; pentose-phosphate shunt, non-oxidative branch. Gene Ontology annotation, cellular component: intracellular anatomical structure; cytoplasm. The record is from RefSeq and is a predicted model, not a curated record. NCBI's taxonomy places the organism in Eukaryota, Metazoa, Arthropoda, Insecta, Lepidoptera, Crambidae. Gene Ontology annotation, molecular function: transaldolase activity. The transcript has 8 exons.